Molecule: messenger RNA, 636 nt
Organism: Cooperia oncophora
Lineage: Eukaryota; Metazoa; Nematoda; Chromadorea; Rhabditida; Trichostrongylidae
Source: the annotation of a GenBank genome assembly
AUGAAGGAUGAUGGCUAUAUGGCCAUUAUCUGCGCAAUUUUGUUUGGCAGUGACGACGAAAACAAAGCCCUGCGGACCCAACUGCUUGAUCAUCUCCAAGAAGUAUAUCCUCAGAUGGCUGUGAGACACGAGCAGCUGCUCUCCCAGUGUCUCCGACUGGUGUUCUAUCAACUAAAAGUGGUUGCACAUCUUCCCGCAACGCAAACCAUGGUACUCUACAUCUUCAAUGAAGAAACUUGUAAGCAGUACACCGCCAACAGUGAGGAAACCUAUACAUUCGAUAUCGGGUGCCAUACAAACUUCAAGCUGAAAUUUUCAAUUGCUCGGUUCAAUGGCGAUAAACGUAAAGCAAUGGUACGAUCCGGAUCUUUUCUGAAGCGCAUAAUGUCACUGGACCGGAAAGAAGACGAAAGCGUCUCCCUUUCACAACUGCCAAUCAAUAGUUCCGUCAAAAAAUCGAUAUUCUACAAAGGCCAUCAAUACAUUGUCGAUCUCAAAAUGAUUAAAAAUACUGUUCAUGAUGACAUGCCUCACCUUGAUUUUGAAGAUUUAUUGGACAUGACAAGGACCUUGUACGAGUACGACGCCGGAGGCACGGUAAGCAGAUUCAUAGUCAUCAUCCUCUUCCAUAUCUAA